Carya illinoinensis is the source of this 1451-nucleotide messenger RNA. RefSeq names its product universal stress protein PHOS32-like. NCBI's taxonomy places the organism in Eukaryota, Viridiplantae, Streptophyta, Magnoliopsida, Fagales, Juglandaceae. The transcript is spliced from 2 exons. The record is from RefSeq and is a predicted model, not a curated record. The coding region runs from base 435 to 1115 and encodes 226 amino acids.
GCUUCUGUUAUAUGGAGCACUCUAGCCACAAUGAAGGGCAUCUUAAUUUUUCUUACCUAUCUUUUCUCUCUACUUUUUCAUCUCUCUCUAGAGGUGCUCCCCUCGAAGUGAUUUAUCCGUAUUUGUGAUUUUUCCUUCAAGAUCUGGUGUUUAACAAUCAACAAGGAGAAUUUAUACAGCGAGGGAAGGGAGAACAAAUCCUAUGCAGAUUAGGAAUACAAAGCUUCGUUGGAAACCUUUUCCACAAGUUUCUGGGAUUUCUUGUUUUCAGAACAAAAGUUCAUACAUAUUAUAGUCUUGGGCUCAUUUGGGCUUGUUGAAGCCUAACUGAUUUUGCGCGCCGGACUUCCAAAGAGAGGGAGUUUCGUCGACUCUACCGUCACCGCCAGGUAAUCCCUACUCCCAAACUCAAAAACCCAAGGCGUACAAAUUCUAUGACUUCUCCCAAACACCCAACGGAUACAGCCACCGCCAUUACGGUGCAACCGUCAUCGCCGAGAUUCCCGAUCAGCGGAACCUCCAACCCCGGUGACCAACGCAAGAUCGGGAUAGCCGUCGAUCUUAGCGACGAAAGCGCCUUUGCCGUCAAAUGGGCCGUCCAUAACUAUCUGCGUCCCGGUGACUCCGUCAUCCUCAUCCACGUCCGACCCACCAGUGUCCUCUAUGGCGCCGACUGGGGUGCCAUCGACCUCUCCCUCCACGACGAGCUUUCCCAGCUGAAGCUCGAGCACGACUUCGACGCCUUCACCGUCACCAAAGCCAACGACCUCGCCCAGCCACUCGCUCAUGCCCAAAUCCACUUCAAGAUUCACAUCGUCAAGGACCACGACAUGAAGGAGCGCCUCUGUCUCGAGGUCGAGCGCCUCGGCCUCAGCACCGUCAUCAUGGGUAGCCGAGGUUUCGGAGCCUCACGCCGCGCCACAAAGAGCAGGCUCGGUAGUGUCAGCGAUUAUUGCGUGCACCACUGCGUCUGUCCCGUCGUCGUUGUACGGUUCCCGGACGAGAAGGAUGGGGCCGAGACAAAUCACGGUCUAGUAGCAAAGGCCUGUGUGGAGGAUAAGCCGGAGUACCAUAAUGCAUUGGAUAAGCAAACUGGUGUGGACGAAGCCUCAUGAAUAGAUGGUGUUCCUCGAAAGAUGUUUGACUGUUGAAACUUGAAAUACUCCUGCUUGGUGUGUAGUCUUUGUCUUGUGAACAAGUUUGGUACUGGUGUCCCCUUUUACACCUUUAUCACUGCCUUCUAAUAUCUAUGAAGUUUGGAAUGAAGCAUGACGAACGACCCUUAUUUUUUUUUUUUUUAAUUCUAAGCUUUUAGGUCUUCCAGAAUGAUAGGCUGCACUCUGUUCUUGUUAUAUAGAAGUUUCCUUCUGGAACCCUUUUGCUGGUUACCACAUGCUUUCAGUUUUACAACAUCAAGAAGAAAAUAUAAUUUUGAUAUGGCUAUUUCUAUA